Messenger RNA from Camponotus floridanus (Florida carpenter ant), 6372 nucleotides. Its product is annotated as fatty acid synthase-like. Lineage: Eukaryota; Metazoa; Arthropoda; Insecta; Hymenoptera; Formicidae. The record is from RefSeq and is a predicted model, not a curated record. Gene Ontology annotation, biological process: fatty acid biosynthetic process. The transcript has 8 exons. Bases 105 to 6353 code for a protein of 2082 amino acids. Gene Ontology annotation, molecular function: oxidoreductase activity; fatty acid synthase activity.
CACAUAUGGUACAUCAACGGUUUCGUUCUACUACAAUUGAAUAAAAAUAAAGAGAUAGAAAAGUUAAUUUAGUCAAAGCAAAAUCUUAUUAUUCGAAGAUCAAGAUGCCUACUUAUUUUGAAGGUGAUAUUGUCAUUGCGGGCAUUUCAGGCCGUCUGCCUGAAUCGUCAAACAUUGAAGAAUUUAAAGAAAAUUUAAUAAAAGGAACGGAUAUGGUCACUAAGGACGAGAGACGUUGGAAACCGAAACUUUACGAUUUACCCUCUAGAUUUGGCAAACUUAAAAAUCUUCAUAGUUUCGAUGCCUCUUUCUUCAAGAUACCUCCUAAACAAGCGCAUAUAAUGGAUCCGCAGCUUCGCAUUAUGCUGGAAGUGACAUAUGAGGCAUUAAUUGACGCUGGUAUCAAUCCCUCUACUCUAAAGAAAUCGAAUACCGGUGUGUUCAUUGGUGUUUACUCUUCGGAUGCGAGUGAUUUUUGGAAAAGAAUGCCGGACGGACAUGAAUGGGUUCGAAGUAGACAAGGAAUGAUAGCCACCAGAAUCUCUUACUUUUUCGAUUUAAUUGGACCCAGUUAUUCGGUGGAUACCCAAUGUUCUUCGUCCUUGACAGCUAUGCAUCAGGCAAUCGUAGCGAUACGCACUGGCGAAUGCGACGCAGCGAUCGUCGGCGGAUUGAAUCUUGUGCUCGAUCCGAUUUAUAGCCUUCAUCAUCAUCGCAUGAAUCUUCUGUCCACAGAUGGCAAAUGUAAAUCAUUCGACAUCUUAGCUGACGGUUACGUGAGAGCCGAAGCGGUGGUCGCAAUAUAUCUACAGAAAAUGACAGAUGCGCGCAGAGUGUAUGCCACAGUAGUGAACACAGCGAUAAACACGGAUGGCUACAAGCCCGAAGGUAUUAUGCACCCGAGUGGUGACAUGCAGUAUAUAAUGUUGCAGAAAAUGUACAAUGAGGUGAAUAUCGAUCCCAAAAACGUAGUUUACGUGGAAGCGCAUGGUACCGGUACCAGAGCGGGUGAUCCGGAGGAACUUGUUGCCAUCGAUAAGUUGUUUUGCAAAGACAGAAAGACACCGCUGUUAAUCGGCUCGGUUAAAUCAAAUAUGGGACACGGAGAAGCUGCCAGUGGAUUGUGCUCAAUCGCCAAGGUGCUGAUUGCGAUGGAAACCGGUGCGAUUCCGGCGAAUCUGCACUUUGUUACUCCAAAUCCAGAUAUUCCCGCGUUGACCGAGGGACGUAUUCGCGUAAUCGACAAAGCUAAGCCAUGGAACGGCGGUCUUGUGGGUAUCAAUUCAUUUGGCAUUGGAGGUACGAAUUCGCACGUCAUUCUGCGCAGCAAUUCGAAGGUAAAGAUAUCAUUGGAUACCGUCGAGCUAUUGCCGAAGCUGGUCGCCGUAUCGGGCCGUACAAAGGAAGCUGUACAGAUAUUACUGAACAAAGCAAACGAGCAUCGACAAGACAAUGAGUUUUUAUCUCUACUGUAUUCCGUGCACAGUGAUAACUUAUCGAAUCACAACAUUCGUGGCUAUGAAAUACUCGCUUAUGAUAGUACCCGCGAGAUUGUCGAGGCGAAUUAUGACGAAAAACGUCCAAUUUGGUUUAUAUUUUCCGGUAUAGGUACUCAAUGGCCGGGUAUGGGACGCGAAUUGCUUGAAAUAGAAACGUGUCAGCACAGUUUACAGCGAUGCGCGGAUGUAUUAAAGCAGCACAAUGUUGAUCUAAUGAAUAUCAUCAUUAACGGUACCGAUGAAACAUACGAGAACGUAUUAGUUGCUACCGUGACAAUCGUGGCCAUUCAAAUCGCUCUCAUCGAUAUGUUAAUAUCUAUGGGUGUGCGACCAGACGGUAUAAUUGGACAUUCCCUUGGUGAAAUAAGUUGCUCGUAUGCCGAUGGCGCGUUUACCCUAGAGCAAACGAUUUUGACGGCCUAUUAUAGAGGCAAGUCGAUCAUAGAAUCCGAUUUGGAACCAGGCGCUAUGGCGGUGGUAAACUUAAAUUGGGAGGAAGUCAAGAACAUGUGUUUGACCGAUAUCGCUCCAGCCUGUCAUAAUUCCGCCGAUUUAGUUACAAUUUCUGGCUCACCCGUGUCUGUGGAAAAGUUCGUAAAAGAGUUGAAGAGCAAAAAUAUCUUUGCCAAAAUGAUCAAUUGCUGUGGCGUUGCUUAUCACAGCAAAUACAUUGUUCCAGUUAAAUCAAAAUUUUGCACUUCUCUCGAUAUGAUUGUGCCAAAGCCAAAGCAAAGAUCUAUCAGAUGGAUUUCUAGUUCAGUACCCGAGGCCGCAUGGGAUAGCCCACUCGCACAAUUUUGUUCACCAGAGUAUCACGUGAACAAUAUGCUGUCACCUGUGCUUUUUCAGGAGGCGAUCGCGCAUAUCCCGAAGAAUGCGAUAACCAUCGAAAUCGCGCCACAUUGCUUGCUACAGACAAUCCUGCGUAAAUCGCUACCAUCCACAGUGACUAAUAUCGGUCUCCAAAAGCUGAAUCAUUCAAAUAAUUUGAUCUUUUUACUAUCUAAUGUGGGAAAGUUGUACAUAGCCGGCGCGCAACCCGACGUCUCUAAACUGUAUCCGUCAAUCAGUUUUCCUGUUAGUCGCGGAACACCGAUGAUCGGAUCUUUGAUCAAGUGGGACCACUCUGCUACAUGGCAGGUGCCAGAUUUUAAGCAUAAGUCGAAAGAAUCGUCUGGAGAGUAUGUCAUAGAGGUAAAUUUGUCGAGAAAUACAGACGCAUAUCUAACGGGACAUAAAAUUGAUGGGCGAAUUGUUUACCCAGGCGGCUGUUAUAUGUUGAUGGUUUGGCAAUUCUUUGCAAAGCUACGCGACACCGAUUUCGAGCGACUACCAGUAAUUUUCGAGAACAUAUGGUUUCAGCGCAUUACCUUCUUACCGGAGAAUAAAACAAUCAAGUUUUUGAUAAAACUUGUCGAGGAAACGGGAGAUUUUGUGAUUCUCGAAGCGAAUACGAUUGUAAUCAGCGGGAAUAUCCGUCCUGCUGAAACUAUCGAAAAAAAUCAACUAAACCUACCAUCGUUUGAGAUGCCGCCCACCGAGCUUCUAUUGAAUACGGAGGAUAUUUAUAAGGAAUUGAGAUUACGUGGAUAUGAAUACAAUGGUACUUUCAAGGGAUUAAAAUGCUGUGACAAUUCUUUCAACGUUGGCGAAUUAUAUUGGUUUAACGAAUGGAUUACGUAUAUCGAUUGUAUGUUUCAAUUCAAAUUAUUGUCCAACAAUCGGAGAUUAUCUUAUGGCUCGAAGAUUCCUUAUGUUCUAAUCGAUCCCGUUCUUCAUAAACGAAUGGUCAAUGAAUUACCAAAGAACGGCGGAUUGCCAAUAUAUUACUAUAAAAAUGUCAAUUUCAUCAAAUCGGGCGGUAUUGAAAUAAGAGGUACGAAAUACACCACAUCUCAGCGACUGCAGAAGACAGCUAAACCCAAAUACGAACGUUACGUUUUCGUGCCAUAUGAAAACUCACACAGCUUGGUCUUAAAAGAUCCAAAGAGAGAAAAGAUUCACGCACUCACUGUACUGUUACAAAUUGUGUGUGAGAACGUAGUGACAUCGAUAAUCAAGGCUGUGGAAGUCGCGGACAAUCGAAUAGCGGAAAGCCUCUUGGCGCCGCUUGUACUUGAUAUUCUUUGUGAUGAACCCGUCGUUACGAUUGAUUUAGAAGUAGCCGUUAGUUCCACAUGCGAUUAUGAGACAGAUUUCAAUCAAAUGGACAUUAAUUUUAAUGUAAUGAAAUGGGAUGCGAGCGGUACAUUCCCAGUUCAGAAUAUGCAUCUCAUCAUAGCAGCGGAAGUCCUCUCUGGCCGAUCUUGCAUCGUUCUGAAAAAUCUAGCGGCUACCUUAAGUUCUAAUUGCUUUAUUCUUCUAGAGGAGACUGGUACAUUUUCCGCUAGAGAUUUAAAGAUUGCACUAAAGGAGGCCAAUUUGAUGUUGCUUGGUAAACAAUUGGUUAACUCCUCGGGAAAGAGUUACUUCUUAUUGAGAAAGCAUAAAGUGAGAAAAGAAUCAAUCUUAAUACAAAUCACAGGAAAUGAUUUCUCAUGGUUGACAAAUGCGAAAGCGGCAUUGAGAAAAUUUGAUAGUAAAAAUCAAAAUAUAUAUUUUGUAUCUCAAGGCGAAGAAGUACUUGGUCUAGUCGGAUUCGUAAAUUGUAUUCGGCGCGAGAUCGCAAACGUGCGUUAUGUUUUCAUUCAGGACAGUAAUGCUCCCAAAUUUGAUUUACUCUCGCAAUUCUACGUGGAGCAAUUGGAAAAAGGACUAAAGGCUAAUGUAUUGAAAGGAGGUCAAUGGGGUAGUUAUCGGCACUUGAAAUUAGAUCAACAUAACUACGUGGAAUCAGAGCACGCUUAUGUGGAUACAUUGACGACGGGAAAUUUAAAUAGUUUGGAAUGGAUUCAAAGUCCGUUAACGUAUUGUCAGACCAAAUAUCGAAAUACACUCUGCAGUGUGUAUUAUGCAUCAUUAAAUUUCAGGGAUAUUUUGCUGGCGACUGGCAAACUAUCAGCAGAUGCUCUUUCAUUGUUAGAACUUACUACAGAAGACUAUGUAUUAGGAUUAGAGUUCUCCGGGAGAGACGCAAACGGAUGUAGAGUAAUGGGUUUAACCAAAUCUAAUGGUUUGGCGACCACUGUGUUGCCGGAUUCCGAUUUUCUUUGGAAAGUACCUGACAAAUGGACAUUGGAGCAGGCGGCGACAAUACCGGUCGCUUAUGUGACCAGUUACUAUGCUCUGUUUGUACGAGGUCGAUUGAUAGCGGGCGAAAGCGUACUGAUUCACUCUGGUGCGGGUGCCGUCGGCCUAGCGGCGAUUAUCAUCGCUCUGCAUGCUGGCUGCAUCGUCUUCACCACUGUCAGCACAGAAAAAAAACGAUUGUAUCUCAAGAAGACCUUUUCGCAAUUGACCGACAAGCACAUUGGCAAUUCCCGAGAUACGAGUUUCGAACAGCUAAUAUUGGACGAAACCCGAGGACGUGGGGUCGAUGUAGUAUUGAAUUCGUUGUCAGAAGAGAAACUGCAUGCCAGCGUACGGUGCCUCGCGAAGGACGGUCGCUUCCUCGAUAUUGGGAAGCACGACAUGUUGAAUGGCAUUUCUGUAGAUAUGUCUAUGUUUUUAAAGAAUAUUUCCUAUCAUGGUAUACUUUUAGAAUUGUUGUUCCAAAAUAUCGAGGAUAAGCGAAAAACGAUUAGACUAAUCACGGAGGGAAUCGAGAAUGGUGUAGUAUGUCCAUUACCCGCUACUAUAUUUUCGAAGCAAAGCCUCGAGCAAGGAUUCAGAUUUAUGACGACAGGCAAGCAUAUUGGCAAAGUAUUGCUGAAUAUUCGAGACGAAGAGCCGCAGAAAUGCAUGUUACCGAUGCUAAAAACGAUAGCGGCCAUGCCACGUACUUACAUGUAUCCAGACAAGUCGUAUGUGUUGAUCGGUGGUCUCGGUGGAUUCGGUUUGGAAUUGGCCAAUUGGAUGAUCACCCGCGGCGCUAAAUUCAUCAUUCUCGUGUCACGUACUGGAAUACGCACUGGUUAUCAGGCAUCUCGCGUUCAACAUUGGCGCAAUAAUGGCAUCAAAGUCAUCAUUUCUACGGCAGAUAUCACGACGUUAUCGGGCGCCGAAUAUUUAAUCGACGAGAGUAAUCGGUUGGCUCCAGUAGGGGGUAUAUUUAAUCUGGCCGGCGUUCUACGUGACGCUUUGUUCGAGAACUUACAAGUGGCUGACUUCGAGACUGUAACCUUGCCAAAAGUCAAUGGUACGAGGAAUCUGGACGUGAAAUCGAGAAAGUCUUGUCCAUCAUUGGAUCAUUUUGUCGUGUUCUCGACCGUAUCGUGUGGCCGCGGCAAUGCCAGUCAAUCUAAUUAUGGUCUCGCAAAUUCAGCUAUGGAGAGAAUGAUGGAGCAGAGACAUACUGCUGGUUUGCCCGGUCUUGCUAUUCAGUGGGGUAGUAUAGAUGAUGUCGGUUUGUUUGCUGAUACAGUGAAGAAUGUAAUUUUUGAUGUAAGAUAUGUUUUACCGCAACGUGUGACGAGCUGUCUUGAGACCCUAGACCUUUUUCUUCAACAACCAUACCCAGUAUUAUCGUCUACGGUAAUAGCCGAGAAACAUAAAUCUACAAAUAACGACAACAAAAUUACUCAUGUCGCCAAAAUCGUUGGCAAUAUCCUUGGUAUUGAAAAUAUCUCCGAAAAUAUUAAUGAGAGCUUCGACAAACUCGGUAUCGAUUCGCUAAGCUAUAUGGAAAUAAGACAGAUUCUUGAAAGAGAAUAUGAUUUCAUAUUAUCGUUCCGCGAGAUGUAUGUCUUAACAUUAGGCAAAUUAUUAGAUUUAUUAGCGACAAGCAAUGUGUCUCACGAUUCUUCAACGAAUUAAAGAAGUGUAAAAAGGAUCC